Huiozyma naganishii CBS 8797 is the source of this 1623-nucleotide messenger RNA. RefSeq names its product 3',5'-cyclic-nucleotide phosphodiesterase PDE2 (gene PDE2). Bases 1 to 1623 code for a protein of 540 amino acids. Gene Ontology annotation, biological process: signal transduction. NCBI's taxonomy places the organism in Eukaryota, Fungi, Ascomycota, Saccharomycetes, Saccharomycetales, Saccharomycetaceae. Gene Ontology annotation, molecular function: 3',5'-cyclic-nucleotide phosphodiesterase activity. The transcript has a single exon. The record is from RefSeq and is a predicted model, not a curated record.
AUGGCCACACUGUUUUUAAUUGGCGGGGCGGAGUCCCCCCCGUUGCUGGAGAGCGGUUUGUUCGACCGGGAGGUGCUGCUGCGGGACGCAGAGACGUUAUUGAGGAGGCUGUACAGCGAUAGGGUGUACCCUUUGCCCAAUCCAUGGAACUACGAGUCUGGUGUAUCGCUUGUGGUGUUGCCUACCAGCGGUGGUGCAGACGACAGGGCGGGCCGUGGCAGUGGUGCAGAGGAGGACGCGGUGUUGCUGAACAAACUGUUUGGGAAGUUCUUCCCGACUUUCAACAUCCGGGCUGUCUCGCAGUUUGCAGUGGAGGAGGAUCUUGCAACGCUCUUGGACAUGGUGCAGCAGGAGAGGCAGCUGUGCCGAGAUAGGACGAGCAGAAUGGACCACUGGAUGCACCACGACGUUUUGCCCGCUGAGAUCACAGACGACUCGCACAGAGCGAAUUCGACGUGCCAGAACAACUUGUACUCGAUGCUGAAGCAUUUCCACGCUGCACAGGGUACAGACUUGCGUGUACCCAGGGUUCUGCGCAACAUCCGGUUCUCGGAACUGGUCGAAGAAGUGGACGCGGAGGGCCCCACGGGACCAGAUACCGUGGAACAGUUCCAAGAAGUAUUGAAUACCUGGGAAUUUUCUGCUUUGAACCUCACCACUUUGCAACUCAUCAAAUGUGGGUUCUACAUAUUGCACACUUUGUCCCAAAGGGCUAAAGUACCCACAGCAGAUAAUAAACUUUACCUCUUGCUGUUUACACUGGAGGCGUCGUACCAUCAGAUAAACAGGUUCCACAAUUUCAAGCACGCGAUAGACGUCAUGCAGGCGACGUGGAAACUGUGCAGCAUCAUUCUCCCACAGGACCACCGCGUCACACUUUUGCUAUGCCUUGCCGCGAUAGGUCACGAUGUGGGACAUCCGGGGACCAACAACGCACUGUUCAAACAGGAGAGCGGCACGAGUCGGAUGUUCCAAGGCCACUCAGUGCUAGAGAACUUCCACUACCAAAUCUUCAGUUCCAUCCUCAGGUCCCUGUGGCCCACCGUGUUCAGUCUCACUAGGACAGACACGGAGCACAAAAAUCUAAUCGAAAGUGCCAUCCUUGCUACAGACAUGUCCAUCCACCAAAAAUACGUGGAUAUCCUCACGGAAAGGUCCACAUCGGACGUACCGUUGACGGUGGUUGAGACAAUAUCUCUUAUAAUCAAGGCAGCAGACAUAUCGAACGUCACGCGGCCGCUCCACGUAUCGGCAAAAUGGGCGUUCCUGAUCACAUUGGAAUUCAAGGAUUGUGCCGCUCUGCAAGAGUACCUCCAAUCGAGGGGAAACUCUACAAAUUCGUGCCACUGCGCCGUGCAAGACAGCCGGCCUCGCGAGGACUACGACAUGGAGUUUGAAAUAGAGAUGCACGAGUUGAUCAACUCGACACCUUUCUCGCUGGAUCUGCUACUUAAAAAGUAUCCUGCCAUCCCGGCGGGGCAAAUCUUCUUCAUUAAUACAUUUGCAUUUGAGUUCUUUGACAAACUGGCAAAGAUCUUCCCAGACCUGAGGUUCCUCAUCGAAAACGUUGAAUCGAAUAAACAAUUCUGGAUUAAAAGACAAGAAUCACGUACGAGUUCCUGA